Messenger RNA from Plasmopara halstedii, 1542 nucleotides. RefSeq names its product Ankyrin. Lineage: Eukaryota; Oomycota; Peronosporomycetes; Peronosporales; Peronosporaceae. The record is from RefSeq and is a predicted model, not a curated record. Gene Ontology annotation, molecular function: protein binding. The transcript has a single exon. Bases 1 to 1542 code for a protein of 513 amino acids.
AUGGUCAAUUCCGAUUCCGUAGAUCUUGGUAAUGGCUGGGCGCCUCUGUCUUUGAACAUGACGCUGAAAUAUACAAAAUCUAGUUGUGGUUCGACUGCUAUAUCACGUUUGAAUAGUAAUCUCCAGACUUCUCCGAAAAUUGUUGUGGCUCGAAGUCAACUUGAGGUACUUCGGGUCCUGAAAGAAGAAGGUUUAUCCGUGAUGAAUGCACAUGACAUCAAUACGUACGCUACAGCUCUAAUCAUGGCAGCAAAGAGAGGUCAUGUUAACCAUAUUCACUGUCUACUGGAUCGAGGUGUGAAUGUCAAUGUUCAAAACUUUGAGGGAUCCAGUGCGUUACACGUCGCUGCUAACGUUGGUCGGCUGGAAAUUGUCGAGCUAUUAUUAAAUGCUCGAGCUGCAGUUGAUCAGAAGGAUGUGAACUCGUGGACUCCAUUAAUGUGUGGAGUCCAGGAAGGACAUAUGGAUGUUGUGCAUGCUUUAAUAAGUCGACAUGCAUCACUCGAGUGGCAGAAUCAUAAGGGGGAAACGGCGUUGAAUAUUGCGGUGCAUUAUGAUCGAUUUGAAAUUGCUCAACUACUUCUAACUGUCGGUGCCAAUGUCAAUAUGGUAGACAAAGGAGGUCGAACCCUUUUAAUGAAUACCUCUCAAAAUGGACACCUUGUGUGGGUUAGAAUUCUACUCAAGAAUGGAGCGAGUUUGGACUUGAGGUGUAAGUCGGGACACACAGCAUUACAUUAUGCAGCAAUACAUGGCGAAUUGGAUAUCGUACGAACAUUGCUAAGGGCUGGUGCUGAUGUCAUGGCUCGCGAUCAUGUUCAUGGCUUCACACCGCUCAUGUGUGCAGCAGCAUUUGGCCACACUGCUAUUGUAAAAGAACUUCUUCCAUUGAGUUACCAGCAUGAUAUGGAUGCUAUUGAAAUACGAAGCAAAAAAGGAUAUACAGCAUUAUAUCUUGCUGCAUUAAAUCAACACCCAACGGUGUGUAAGCUAUUGUUGGAUAAAGGUGGAGCUGAAGUCGAUGCAGUGGGAUUGAAAAAUUACACACCACUCAUGGCUGCUGCAAAACGAGGGUUUCCAAACAUUCUUCAGGUGCUGCUCGGUCGUGGAGCUAAUGUUGAAGCCACGAAUCAAGAUGGCAAUCGGGCAUUAGAAAUUGCUGCUCGAAAUGGUCAUGUUGAGGUUGCUCGACUUUUAUUGGAAAAUGGUGCUUUUAUUGACGCACCAAAUCGCACUCGUGGAUACACUGCCUUAUCAACUGCUUCAUUGCGUGGUCACACGAACGUUGUAAAUCUGCUUUUAAGUCGUGGAGCUCAUGUCAAUGCACAGAGCUGCAUUAGAGAUACACCUCUUCUUCUUGCAGCGUCUCGAGGACGACUGCAAGUUGUACUUCUAUUGCUUGCUCAUGGUGCUUCACCAACCACACUAAAUGAUGUGGGGGAAACACCGUUGUCUUUGGCAAUUGCUGGAGGCUACACAGAAGUUGCAGCAGCGAUACGAAAUGCGACUAACAUCCGAAGGUUAGGCACUUACAAGAAGUAG